Messenger RNA from Helicoverpa armigera (cotton bollworm), 2567 nucleotides. RefSeq names its product ethanolaminephosphotransferase 1. Lineage: Eukaryota; Metazoa; Arthropoda; Insecta; Lepidoptera; Noctuidae. Gene Ontology annotation, biological process: phosphatidylethanolamine biosynthetic process. Gene Ontology annotation, cellular component: endoplasmic reticulum membrane; Golgi apparatus. Gene Ontology annotation, molecular function: ethanolaminephosphotransferase activity. Bases 229 to 1386 code for a protein of 385 amino acids. The record is from RefSeq and is a predicted model, not a curated record. The transcript has 9 exons.
AACAACGUCAAAAAUAUUUUUUAGUUGUCAUUUUGAAUUGUGGGAGUGUGGUGUCGCUUGUGAUUUAAAUUGAAAUUACGCUGUUAAAAUAAAAUUGUACAGCGUAUUAUAGAUGCAUUAACAAAGUAUCCGCUCGAUACUUCAUAAAUUGAAAAUAUGAGAUCGUGGUAGAAUGUAUUUAAUUUACAUUGCUUUCAAAUAACAAAAUAUUAUUUAACAACGUUCGUCAUGGCUCGCUUCCUGUCGGAGGAUAAAUUAAAAGGUUUCGAAAAAUACAAAUAUAACUCAGUGGAUACUAGCGUCCUGAGCAAUUAUGUUAUGCACCCAUUUUGGAACUGGUGUGUCCAGUUUUGUCCAGUAUGGGUGGCUCCCAACCUGCUGACUUUCACGGGCUUCCUACUCACAGUGCUCAACUUCUUUGUCUUCUCAUAUUAUGACUACGGUUUCUACGCCUUGACUGCCGAGAAUGUCUCCAAGGAUUACAUUCCAUCAUGGGUGUGGGCCGUUUCAGCAGUAAACCUUUUUGUGGCAUAUACGCUAGAUGGCAUCGACGGCAAGCAAGCUCGCCGGACCGGCACUAGUGGACCACUGGGGGAGCUGUUUGAUCAUGGACUGGACUCCUAUUCUGCCGUCCUCAUACCAACCUUCCUCUACAGUAUAUUUGGCAGAGAUGAAGUGAGCACGCUAAGGUUUCUGUUUCUCAUAUGGAACAUCUUCUUCAACUUCUACCUGACGCACUGGGAGAAGUACAACACUGGCGUCAUGUUCCUGCCGUGGGGAUACGACUUCACCAUGAUUGGUUCCUGCAUCCUGCUACUAGUGACAUCAGUGUUCGGUCCUGAGGCGUGGCACAUUCCCUUACCCGGUGGCAUCACGCCGGGCGUCGUGUUCGAGUUCGUUCUCUAUUUCUCCGCUAUGCUCACCAGCCAGACGGUCAUAUUGUGGAAUAUUUACAAAUCUUAUCGUGACGGUACCGGCAAGAUGCGUUCGUUUGGAGAAGCAGUGCGUCCCCUGGUGCCGCUGUUCAUAUUCUUCGCGCUGAGCUCGGCGUGGGCCAUCUACUCGCCCACCGACAUCAUCAACAGAGCGCCGAGGAUCUUCUACAUACUCACAGGAACUAUAUUCUCUAAUAUUAACUGUCGGCUAAUAGUGUCACAAAUGAGCGACACUCGUUGCGAGGUGUUCAACGGUCUGCUGAUCCCGUACGCGGCAGUGAUGGCGGUGGUGUUCGGCUGCGCCGUGUCGCCCAACACCGAGCUCUUGUUGCUCUCUGCGCUGUGUGUUGCCAGCUCUAUCGCGCAUAUCUACUACGGUACCAAAGUGGUACAAGAAAUGUGUGAUCACUUCAACAUCGAAUGUUUCCAUAUCAAACCAAAGAUAAAAUAAGUUAUUUAUAAUAGAUUCCAAUUGGAAGUUGUGAAUUAAUGGUGUAAACAUAACUUAUAUGUCCCUAAUACUCUUGUAUUGUGGUUGUAUUUAGACAUAAAGGUAUGCGAUCAUGUACCUUCCACUUUCAUAUUUACGGAAGUCAACAAGAUGUGUUAUGCCAAUUUUGCCAGUGGAAAUGGAGCAGAUUUUUAUUUACUUUUUAUACUGUUGUUACUUUUUUUUUGUUUCUCGUUACCCAAAUGAAAUAUGAUGUGGAUUGUAAAUACGUAUUUUCAUAUAUUCUACAUUUGAAUGAAUUACUGUGAAAUGGACGCGUACCUUUAUUGAACACUACCGUUAAGUACUUGCAGCUGUUUAGUGAGUAGACUAGCACAGUUUAAGGCCCUUUUAAACAACCGUAUACUUUUGAUUUUAGAAAUCAAACCUGCCGUUUGGAGCAAGCAUUUAUCUUAAUAUAAUAAUUUAUCCAAUUCUAUUUUCUGAGUGAUAUUUCAGAUAUAUUAGUUCUAUAAACUGAGGACCAACAAACAAAAUCAACUGAUUUUAAGGAUGCAUUAAACAACUAUGGAUUUAAUUGCUCUAAUUUUUUAAGUCUUGUAAAUAUAACUUUUAGUCCAGGGUAAAGUUUCGUAAUUAUGUUACUAUGUUUGUAAUAAUAUUGGGCGGGCAUUUAUUGAACAUUAAUUUAAGAACUUUUAGUCCUCAUAGAUUAAGACUAAAUUAAAACGUUACUAGUAACGCUAGUCAUGUUUAUUAGAUAAUAAAUUGUUACUCAUGCCAUAUAAUAUGUCAUACAAUAGAUGUGUAAUAUCAUGCCAAAUGUUUCCAUUUAGAUAAAAAUUUAGUCAAUUUUAUCAAAUUAUAUACUUUCUAUUUAGUAGGUGUCUAGUGUACAUGUAUUUUUAUAUACUGAUCUUCUUGUCGUAACUCAAUGUUAUAGAUAGCAUGUAAUGUUAUAUUGUUAGCUAAACUUGAUAAUGAUCUGAAAUCCAAAUCUCAGGUUGAUAUACGCGUUCCUCCUUUAUAUACAUAGAAAAUUAUUAGUUUUUAUUUGUGGGACAAGGUGUGAGUAUUUUCCAAUGUUUUGUGAUGGAUCUAGCAUGUAUAGUUGUAUUCUCGCUAGUUACUACUAGAUAAUUUAUAAUUUUCACUCAGUACAGCUGUGUACGUAAAUCUUG